AUGGGCAGAGUGAAACUAAAGGUUUGCCACACCACAGAGGAUCCUGCAGUUUAUACUCUGGACAUGAUGGGGUCCUUGGCCUUCAGAAGAAGCUUCACAGCAGUCCUACCUUUGCUCUUAGCAGCGGUGAGAAUCAACGGGCAGGUAAAUGCAACCCCUCUGGACUGCAAGAACAUUUGUGUGUGCGCCAGCAACAUCAUCAGCUGUGCUAACGCAAAUCUGAGCAACACUCCCACACAGCUUCCAUCACAAACGGCCGUUCUGGACCUCAGCUUCAACUCCAUCACUGGACUUCGCCACAAGUGGGCCCCAAAAAACCUUGGCAGCCUGCGGAGCCUGAUACUCAGUAAUAACAAACUGUCCUUCCUCUCCACCGAGGCGUUUGUGCACGUGACGAACCUUACUUACCUGGACCUUUCCUUCAACAACCUGCGUCAGCUGGAUGAGCUGAUCUUUGAGCCCCUGGAGCACCUUGAGGUGCUGCUGCUCUUCAAGAACUACAUCUCCCAGAUCGAUCGCUCUGCCUUCGAAGGCCUGAACUCUCUGCAGAGGCUCUACAUGAGCCACAAUCAGAUCUCACGCUUCCCCUUGGAGGUGCUUAAGGAGAAAAGCCGUCUGGAAACGUUCAGCCUGCUGGACGUUUCCUCAAACAGGUUUAAAGCCCUGCAGCUGCAGGAGCUUCAGGCUCUGCGUGCCUGGAUCAAGAACGGCAUCUACUUCCACAACAACCCUCUGGCCUGCAGCUGCGAGCUGUACAAAUUUGUGGCGCGGUGGCAUCUCAUGGAGCUCAGCUCGGCCGUCGACUUUGCAAGCAGCCACACCUGUGUGAUACCAGGCGUGCACAAGGAGAAAAUGCUCAUACUGGAUCUGGACAAGGCCUAUCUGAACUGCACCGAGGUCAAGGUGCUGAAAAAGGAGGCCUACUUGGAGGAGUCCAUCAAGUUGGACUGUGACGCCAGGCUCAAGAACGUGAUGAAAAGAUGGGAGCUGCCAGAAAACACCUCGUUGUCUUCAGCGAAUAAGACCGCGGAGGUUACGAGCGAUGGCAAGCUCCAAAUAGGGCCCCUGAGGUUGGAGCACUCAGGGGUGUACACCUGCUACGCUACAGGCGAUUCUCUCAACCAGACUCUGCACAUAACUGUGGUGGUGUUGAACUCCACCACUCGUGGCGGGCUGGAGAAUCUAAAAACAGCCUACACCACCCUGGUGGCGUGCCUGAUCAGCAUAGUUAUGGUCAUCAUCUACCUCUACUUCACACCCUGCCACUGCCCCUGCUGCCCAGGCGAGAAAGACGACCCCAGAGAGAGCCUCCACUCCUCCACCGUCAGCCUCUCUAAGGCUCAGGACGAGGUGGGGCAACAAAGAGCCGAGGGCGGAGGCUUCGCCUUCGGACACGCAGCCCCACUGGGACAAAAGCGUCAGCUGGAGGAGAACGAGAGGCUGAACCCAAUAGGUGAGGCAGACGAGGAGUGGCAGGAGGGCAACAAGAAGAGAAGCGGGUCUGAUGCAGAGUCUGUCAGCUCGGUGAGCUCCGAUACUCCCAUGGUGGUUUGA
Nematolebias whitei (Rio pearlfish) is the source of this 1554-nucleotide messenger RNA. Its product is annotated as amphoterin-induced protein 1-like. The coding region runs from base 1 to 1554 and encodes 517 amino acids. Gene Ontology annotation, molecular function: protein binding. The transcript is spliced from 2 exons. NCBI's taxonomy places the organism in Eukaryota, Metazoa, Chordata, Actinopteri, Cyprinodontiformes, Rivulidae. The record is from RefSeq and is a predicted model, not a curated record.